This is a messenger RNA of Chilo suppressalis (striped riceborer), 1248 nucleotides long. The record is from the annotation of a GenBank genome assembly. NCBI's taxonomy places the organism in Eukaryota, Metazoa, Arthropoda, Insecta, Lepidoptera, Crambidae.
CUUUGGACAAUAAAGGUGCAGACGUUUCAAAAGUUCUCAAAAUGGGUAGUGUGAGAAAUUAUCUCAAAAAUCAGUUCAAAGUAAAUAAAUUUUCUCUGCAGCAUGACGAAGCAGCCGAUUUCUAUCUGAGUAGUUUUCAGAACAACCUUUUAUCUUUACCUCUGUUGUGUGUAAGACUUGUUCUGUUUGCGACUUGUGUGGCUAUACUUACGAUAUCACUGCAGGGUCCAGAUAGGGGGCACUGGAUAAUAUAUCUAACAAAUUGGGGAGUCCUCAUAAUAUUAGUCACCACAGGAUUGGCGGUAGCUGUGUCUGCGAGAGCCUACUUUAAAGGACCAAUUGUGUUGAUAUUUGGAUUGCCUUGGUACUUGAAGCUUUUUUGGGCAGCAUACAAUGUCGGGAUAACAGUCGCCUUUUUGAUCACCGUAUUUUAUUAUUCAUUUCUGUACAACCUGGCUCAAGAUAACGUAGAUCCGACGAUUGACCUCUUGACCCACGGCAUAAACACGGUGGUGAUGUUCUUGCUGCUAAUCACGUCGAUGCAUCCCUCCCAUCUCUUCCACUGCGUCUACCCAAUCGCUGUUCUGCUACUCUACGCGGCCUUCAACAUCAUCUACUACUUCGCUGGUGGAGUCAGUCACACAGGUGAUCCUUAUAUAUACCCUAUGUUGGACUGGUCAAAGCCCGGUUUGGCCACCGGGGUUCUCAUUGGGUGCUUGGGUGCUGCUAUAGUACUACACAUUUUGGUAGUUCUCAUCAGCCUGCUGCGAGAUUUCCUGUCUAAGAAAUACGUGCGCGAUUACAAUACUUUAGAAAUUACCACGUAACUCACUUUACUGAUGGAGUGUGCUUCGAAUAAAGGACUACUAAUAAAGGACCCAAGCACGAACUUUGACAGCUCCGUAAUCGUAUCACAUCGUCAAAGUUUCUAUGAAAACCUAAUCAGCGCCCCUACCGGAAAAAAGAACAAACUUGCUCCUUCCAUACAAAAUUUGACGAUGACGAUACGAUUCGGACACGGAUACGGAUCUAUCAAAGAUCGAGCUAGGGCCUCUGAUUUACCCCACUUCGCUCAAUUGAAUAGUCAAUCUGCAUUUUGUACAGUUACAACUCGAAAUGAUACAUAUUUAUUUUAUGAGUGUCGUUAGAAUAAAUAUUAAUGUAUGUAGUCCGCUAGUGACAUUAUCAAAAAGUGUAUGAAAUCGAAUAAGUGGUGAGGAUAAAUAAACAGAAAUUGUUUUCGAAAGA